UCUAUUUUCAGACACUGACAUUCUUCAACCUUUUGGGUUUCCCCAAUUUAACUAUCCACUUGGAAAUUAAGCCUGAAGAGUUUAAGCUGCUUAAAAACCCAUCAGGUUAAUCUUGUUUUUUCUUUAAACAACUGUGCAAUGGGAAAGGGGUGAAAGAGAAUGGCAAACAUUAUAGAUAAUGCAUAAUGCCAUAAUCUCUGCAUAAGUUACGUUUCCCACUUUACAAUAAUGACAAUGCUACAGUGACUGUAAAGCACUUUGAGAGGUUCUGACAUUGCAAAAGACACUAUAUAAAUAUUAACCUUUCUUCUGUUGAUGCUCAUUUCAGGUUAUGAAGGAGCAGGAAUCAGUCUCAAAAAGACUGUUAGGCAAUACCUUGUCAAAAAUUUCCUCCACCCCAGAUAUUGAAGAAUGUGAGAAUUGCUCCUUAUGCUUGCCUGACAAAGAAUCCUGGAUUAGUAGUCUUGGGGUAAUGAACUUCCCAAGGAAAGCUGCAAAGAAACCACCACGAACAGAGCGAACACUGACCUGUGUGGUUACACGGAAGAGGAAUGCUGGUGAUGCAGAAGAAUACUUCCUAGUUCAGAGACCUAACGUUGGACUGUUAGCUGGAAUGUGGGAGUUCCCCAGCAUUCUAUUGGAAGUUGAGAUGACGGAAAAGGAACAGAAAUGUACUGUUUUAGAUCGACUUACAGAAUUAUUGGGGAGUUCAGUUACAGAGAAAAAUUUACAGUACUUGGGGGAGGUGGUACAUAUCUUUUCUCACAUUCACCAGACCUACCUUGUGUACAGUAAUUCACUUGGUAGUGCACCAAUCGAUACUGUAAAGCAGGGGGAGACAAAAUGUCCUCCCUUCCGCUGGGUAACCAAGGCUGAGUUUCAACAAUCAGCUGUGUCUACAGCCAUGAAGAAGGUAUUAAAAUUGUCUAGCCACUCGAGUACGGUUGAGAAGCUGUUGGAUAAGGAUGACAAGCGAGUCCGUGGCUCUGAAAAAAAUAGGAAAGAACAGAAAAGAAGAAAACACAAAGCUCCAACAGAGCAUGGGGGGAGACAGCUCUCCAUGGACAGUUUUUUCAGAACUACAGUGAAGGAGUCUCUAUAGUUAUCCAAAGUGAACAGUUGAAUAGUGCUUCAGCAGACACAGGCCAAGCUAUUCUUUCAACAGUGGAUGAGAAGUAAGACUCUGUUAAUGUCCCAAAAAAUUCCCUUCACAUAAGGCUAAUGAUACUGUAAGACCACUAACAGCAGUCAAAUAGUACAGUAUUUUGUACCCUGCAGUAACCCUAACAGCAGUCAAAUAGUACAGUAUUUUGUACCCUGCUCCAGGUGUCAUCUGUUUAUGAUUGUGUUGCAGUUCAAAAAAGUCAGUUUGAGACUAGAAAUUCUUGGCUCUGCCUUGUAAGAGUAUUGUGCGUGUGAGAUUUUUUUUCAUUUUUAGGUAAAGUACACUGACAGUUAGUUAUUUUGCAGUAACGAGAUAAUGGUUUUCAGAUAAUGAGCAUUGUUCGCAUUCCAGAUUGUUUUUUCAGCUGGGCAACUCAUACUGCAUGCACACACUCUCCUUGCACUCAAUGAAGAUAACUACCAGACAAACCAUGACUUGAAAACAAAUGCACACCAAAUUUUAAUGUCAGUAACAGGUUCAAAGCCCCAAAUGAUAGGACACUGCAUUAAAAAUGGGCUUUGAUUGAAAAAUCACUGUAUUGAGUGUGAGCUCAGUAAUAGAGAAAGAGUGUUCCAUUGAAUGUGGGCUCUGAGGGAUGGGGAGUGUGUGCAGUACUGAGUGUGGACUCAGCAGUGGAGAGAGAGCUUUGAACUGAAUGCAGUCUCUGAGUGAUGGAGGGACAGUGCUGCAUUGAGUCUGGGCUCAAUGAUGAAGAAAGAGCUUUGCAUUGAAUAUUGGCUUAAGUGACAGAGAUAGAGCUGCGUUUAUUGCGGCCAUAGUGAUAGGAAGAGCUUUGUGUUGAGUCUGGCAUCCAUAUUGUAGAGAGAAUGCUGCCUUGAGUGUGGGCUCAGUAAUAGAGUCAUGGUCAUAGGAUUGUGGAAUUUACAGCAUAGAAACAGGCCCUUCGGCCAGCCAUGUCUAACCAACAAUCACCAAACUAUACUAACCCCAUUUACCUGGACUUGGUCCAUAGCCUGCUGUGUUCUCGCAAUCUCCUCCCUUGGCUCCUGUAGCAGCAUGGGAUACAUCCCAUCAGCCCCUGGAAAUUUAUGUACCUUUACAUCCUCUAAAACAUCUAAUGCCUCCUCUUAUUAAUCUUAAGUUAUCCUCAACAAUUCCUGGCUAUGUUGAGAGCUUUGCAUUGUGUGGGUUCAGUGUUGGCAAGAGAAUUCUGCAUUGAAUGUUGGCUUGGUGACAGAUAGAGUUGCAGUUAUUGUGAUCUUAGUGACAGAGCUUUAUGUUGAGGCUGGGCUCAGUGAUGUUGAGAGAAUGGUGCAUUGAGUGUGGCUUCUAAGUGAUGGAGAGUGAGUGCUGCACUGAGUGGGCUUUAAAUGACAGAAAGUGAGUGCUGUAUUGAGUGUCAACUGUAAGUGAUAGUGGGCUCAGUGAUGAUGAGAGCUUUGCAUUGAGUGGGCUCAGUGAUGGAGAGAGAAUGCUGCAUUGAGUGUGAACGCUGAGUGAUAAUGAGAGAGUUGUGUAUUGUAUGUUAGCUCUGCAUCAUAGACAGUUACCUAUAAUGGGUGUCAGUACUAUACAUUGUUAGUAUACAAAACAAUCAAGAACAUAUUUUUGAAGCAAACAAAAACAGAAAUUACUAGAGAAACUCAGCAGGUCUGGCAGCAGUUGUGGAGAGAAAAGAGCUAACAUUUUGAGUCUGGUGACCUUUCUUCAGACCCUUCUGUUCCCUCUUCAAAGAUGCAGCCAGACCUGCUGAAUUUCUCCAACAAUUCUUGUCUUUGUUUGUUUAAGAUCUUGAGUAUUCACAGCUCUUUGUUUUAUUUAAGGAUAUCUGUCUUCUUUUAUAUUGUUUUGCAGUAACUGUCGAAUAUGUUUAAUCAUGGAGGUCAGGAGACUGGUGAUUAAUGUUUCAAACCAGGCUUUGUUUUUAUUAUUUUAUUUCCCCCACUUAGCUAAGUCUUUACAUUUUAAUCACUCCCAAGUAUCCAGUUCUUCAAGUCUGAAUUAUUUGAUUAUAUUAUAGUCUUCCUUCAGACUAUGUCAUCAGGAGAAAAAAUCCACAUGGUGCAGAUAAAAACUGAAAUAAUUCUAUAAAACAUGCAACUGAAAUUAUUAACUAAUGGGAUUUUUAUUUAUAAUUUAAGUUCAUAUGUUUCUUAUUUUUCCACAAGUAUAAAGAACAGAUGUAAUGUGUAACAUAUACUUGCAGCAUACAGAUGUUUUACAUGGAAUUUAAUGCAUUUUUAAAAAUUUGCCUCCAUUAACAGUAUGCUCUCUUUUGGUAAAAUUUAGAACAAUUGUCCACUAUCUUUUUAAUUAUCCACUGAAUAUCUUAAUUCUGUGUUGAUGCUCAUACAGAGCAAACUAGUAUGGAGGUUAAAAGCCAAGAGGGGCCAUCUAGCCUGGAGUUCAAUUGGAGUCCGUAGGUGACUGCUUUUAAGGGUCUCGUUCUAUCACUAUAUGCAUUGAACCAGCAAUGGACAUGGGUGAUGCCAUUUGGACAGACUGAUAGGCACAGUUUGCAGGCUGACGGCUUCACCCGACAGUGGAAGCUGCAGCAGCAAGGGAAGGAUCCAUCGACUGGCACCUCCCUGACCUUGACAUGCUUGUCUCCCUGCCUCAAUCAUUUCCAGAACUUGUUGACGUCUAAUUGGCCAGUCCGGUAUCUCUUGGUGAUGGGACCUGUGCCCUGCAGGAGAAAAUCCCACAGGAAAUUUACAAGAGCAAGGAAGUCCAUUGGCAGCUUGCAGACAGAUUAGGAAAUAUUUGUGAUGGGACUCCUGGAAAUGGCUGUGGGGCUGUUGCUGCCAGUAUCCCAGCGGUUGGAGGGGCUUGCUGGCACAUACAGGAAACUUUGUGCAGUGUUUUGGGCCAGUUGCCUUUGUGUUGUUUGUGCUUAUGUACUAGAAAUGGUUGAUUCCAAAACAAAAAAUGCAUCUGGAAAUUUGAGAGGCACAGCAGAAAUUCGACCCAGAAGAGAGAGAUCGGUUCUCGAUUGGUAAUCAAGAUUGAUUUGGAUCAGGGGUUAUGGGGAGAAGGUAGGAGAAUGGGGCUGCGAAACAUACUAGCUGUAAUCGCAUAUGGAGCAGGCUCCAUGGACUGAAUGGCAUAACUCUGUUCCCAUAUUUUCUGGUUUUAUGGUCUACUGCAUGUGUCUGUGGAGCAUCUUCACUGUGUCACUUUUUUUAACCCUGUAUUACUGAUGACUAAUUUUGUACAUUUUUAAAGAGGCAUCUUUUCCAAAUAAAAGUUAUGGAAUA
Molecule: messenger RNA, 4383 nt
Organism: Rhincodon typus (whale shark)
Lineage: Eukaryota; Metazoa; Chordata; Chondrichthyes; Orectolobiformes; Rhincodontidae
Product: adenine DNA glycosylase-like
Exons: 6
Coding region: 332-1102 (256 amino acids)
Biological process (GO): base-excision repair; mismatch repair
Cellular component (GO): nucleus
Molecular function (GO): purine-specific mismatch base pair DNA N-glycosylase activity; adenine/guanine mispair binding; oxidized purine DNA binding
Source: RefSeq, a predicted model, not a curated record